This is a messenger RNA of Sclerotinia sclerotiorum 1980 UF-70, 1071 nucleotides long. RefSeq lists its product as hypothetical. Gene Ontology annotation, cellular component: transcription factor TFIIH holo complex; transcription factor TFIIH core complex. Lineage: Eukaryota; Fungi; Ascomycota; Leotiomycetes; Helotiales; Sclerotiniaceae. Gene Ontology annotation, biological process: regulation of DNA-templated transcription; nucleotide-excision repair. The transcript has 3 exons. Bases 1 to 1071 code for a protein of 356 amino acids. The record is from RefSeq and is a predicted model, not a curated record.
AUGGAUGGUAUAGAUGGUACAGAUCAUUUCACAGGAGGCGUCGAAGGCCCCUCGCCUUCAUGUCUCGUCAUUAUCCUCGACACCAAUCCACACGCCUGGGCACUCCUCUCCUCCACACUCCCUCUCUCCAAAGCUGUAGCCAAUCUCCUCGUCUUCAUAAACGCCCACCUCGCCGUCAAUAAUGCCAAUCAAGUGGCCAUAAUAGCCAGCCAUUGUCACCGCGCAGUAUGGCUCUAUCCAGCACCCCCCUCUGCCUCAGAAGACAUAGAAAUGGGUGGUUCAACUACUCACGGCCCUCCCAAUGAUGCAAACAAAUACAGACAAUUUGCGCUCAUCGAAAAUACCCUCUUAAAUUCCCUGCGCAACUUAAUAUCUAGCACGACUGAACAAGAAGUUUCCACUACAACCACUACCCAAAUGGCCGGUGCCCUUACCCUCGCCCUCUCAUAUAUAAACAAACAAUCAUUAGCAUACAAUGACGUCUCAGCUUCCGACUCUAAACCAACAACCUCCGAUGUGAAUACUUCAGAUUCUAGCAUCGGUCUGCAAUCAAGAAUUCUCGUACUCUCUGUAUCCGGCGAUCUCGCACAUCAAUAUAUUCCCAUAAUGAAUACUACAUUCGCCGCACAACGUAUGCGGAUCCCAAUUGAUAUAUUAAAACUCGCCGGUGAUACUGUAUUUCUACAACAAGCUAGCGACACUACAAGGGGAAUAUAUAUGCACCUAAAGAAUCCGCAAGGGUUAUUACAAUAUCUAAUGAUAGCAUUUUUGCCCGAUCAAACGAGUAGAAAGGAUUUAAUAGCACCAACACAGGAAGUGGUAGAUUUUAGAGCUGCGUGCUUUUGUCAUAGAAAGGUGGUGGACGUUGGUUUUGUGUGCAGUAUAUGUUUAAGUAUAUUCUGUUCACCCCCCGAAGGAGCCAUCUGUCUAACCUGCUCCACGCACCUCUCCCUCGGAGACUACGGUUCCAAACCAGCCGUCGUCCCACGCAAAAAGAAGAAGAAGCGAAAGGUUAAUGGUGCAGGAGUCGAGACUGGCAGUGCUAGAGGUACUCCUGUACCUGGGGAAUAA